CAACAACUCGCGUGAAAGGUUGAAAACACUGCGUGGUCGCGGGUGGACUUGAUUGGAAUUACCAUUACCCCGAGGUACUGCUAUCGCGGAUAGGUGGUACCCGGUACGAUUUUCUGUGAUAUUGUGCCAGAAAUCCCAACGCGGUAGUUUGUGGUUUCUUUGAAGUCUAGUGCUACUUUUCGUACUGCCUUUUAGCGAACUUUAGUACUCGUAUUCUUGCGGAUUCAGUAGAGGUGGUACGCUAUACGAGAUAGCAUUGUCAACAUCCUGUAGCACUUUCAUUAAUAGUAACCUCAAUCAGACGGUUUUUUACAAAGCUUUAAGUCCCGCACGAUCUUGUAAAGUAAAGUAGUACCGCCGUAAGCAUUCGCGAAACGAAUUGUCAAAGCCUCGAUGACGUUUGUGGAUAAGCCGUAGUGCGUACUGUAACUGAUUCAUAGUGUGACAAGUACCGAAGUACUGGUGGUGUCAGACAGUACCAAUUUGGAUUGUAGGAGGUGUGAAACACAGUGCGUACCUUGGAGACUUCAACGCUGGCAUAAGAGCGAAACACCGGCAUCUGGGCCCAGAUAGGGCCUGGUCGUACGAUGAAGCGUCGCUGGUCCGGUCUGCAACCGGUCAAGAUCGAGGAAAGCAGCUCCGAGGUCACCUCGUCAACGUUAGGAAUGAGCCCGGCCAACUCGUUAGCCUCCGGGGAUAUCGGAGAUGUCGACCUCGAGUUCUGGGACCUGGACCUCAACCAUCAGAAUCAAGCGAGGAACUUGGUUAUACAGAACGGGUAUACGGUGGCUGGACAUACCAUCAUCACGAACCAUACCAUCGCUAAGAGCGAUACGAGUUCGAUAUCAGGUGAGCCCUUCAGUUCCAGGUUGAAGUAG
Messenger RNA from Acanthoscelides obtectus, 878 nucleotides. The record is from the annotation of a GenBank genome assembly. Lineage: Eukaryota; Metazoa; Arthropoda; Insecta; Coleoptera; Chrysomelidae.